AUGCUCCCCGCUGCCAAAUGCCCCUCUAAGCUUCCAUUGCCUUCAAGUCAACCCGCUAGGAUGGAUAUCACUCAAACCCACGAAGAUCAUCCUGACGGCCUCGCAGGGCUGGAGGAGAAGAAGACCAGCAGCAGCGAUGCGAAGACGCUGGGCCAUCUGCGUCUGCGACACGCUGAGACCAACGAGAUUAUUCUAGUCCCGACGCCGUCUUCUGACCCUAAGGACCCUCUCAAUUGGCCGAGAUGGUUCAAGCUGUACACGGCGGUCGCUGUUUGCUUUGCUAUGAUUCUGUGCAAUUUCCUUGCGGCUGGUCCAACGCUGGCCAUUCUCCAGACCGCACAGGACUUCUUCCCCGAUUGGAUGGAGACUGGCAUGGCUGGCCCUAUCGCAAAGACUGCCUAUUUCUUCAACACCACCGCGCUGUUCCAGGGUUUAGGUAAUCUGCUCUGGAUGCCCCUGAUCAACAAGUAUGGUCGUCGCCCUGUUUAUGUGGUCGCUUUUACCUUGUAUACAAUCACUGCCCUCUGGUGUGCAGUCGGCAAGGGCUACGCAAACUUUCUAGUGGCAAGAAUUGUCAUGGGAUUUGCCGCUGGAGCAGGAGAGUGUCUUGCCCCUGUUACCAUUGCAGACGUCUACUUCCUCCAUGAGCGUGGAGCUAUUACCGCGUUGUAUAACGCCUCUCUGAAUCUUGGUGUUGCUACCGGAGCUAUUAUCGACGGCUUUAUCGUGAAGUACCACCCAUGGCGCUACAUCUACUACGUCGCUAUUGCUCUUAUUGGUGGUGCUACCCUUAUUGUAUACGCGACGUUCCCGGAGACGGCGUUUAUCAGAAAAACCGCAUCUAGAAAUAAUGUUACUACAUUGACUGCCUCUGGUGAACGUGUCCGUCGCGGUACCAAAGGUGAAGAGGUUGGUGAUUCCGAAAUCCAUGAAGUUGUCCCCGAGUCUGGUCAAAACCGUAGAUGGUUGAAGCAAGGCCUUAAGUUAUACCACGGUACCUACACCGAUGAGUCGAUCUGGCAAAUGGCGAUCCGUCCUGUUGGACUCCUGAUCCUUCCUCCGGUUCUUUGGGCAACACUGGUUAUGUCGGUGACUAUUGGUUUCAUCGUGGCCGUCACCUCCAAUGUAUCACCGGCAUUUUCCACAGCUUAUGGCUUUGAGGCCUGGCAAUCUGGACUGUGCUUCUUCUCAGCUAUUAUCGGAGCCUUGGUCGGCAUUUUCCUUGGAGGCCACUUCUCUGACUGGGUCGCUGACUACUUCACUCGCCGUAACGGUGGUAUUCGAGAGCCGGAGAUGCGUCUUCCUGCUAUCAUGAUUGGUGCUAUUACCGGCCCCCUUGCCCUGGCUCUAUACGGCUGCGGUGUCCACUGGAAGAUGCACUGGAUCGUUCCAACUAUCGGUAUUGGCUUGAUCAACUUCACCAUCACCCAAGCCACAAACGUCUCCCUCGUGUACACCAUCGAUAGCUACCGUCCUGUCGCCGGUGAAGUUGUUGUCACCCAGCUUGCUUUCAAGUCUGCGUUCGGCUUUUUGCUGGGAUUCUACACGAACCCAUGGGUUGACGAGGAUGGCUACAAUGUUGCCUACGGCGAAAUGGCUGCCAUUUGCGGCGCUGUCCUCAUGCUCUGGGUCCCACUCUUCAUUUGGGGCAAGCAAAUUCGCGAGAAGACUCUUAGCUGGCGGGUUAUGCGGUGGGUGCAGUGGGAUGCAGACCGAGAGGUUGGCGAGUAA
Penicillium daleae is the source of this 1731-nucleotide messenger RNA. RefSeq lists its product as uncharacterized. Gene Ontology annotation, molecular function: transmembrane transporter activity. The transcript is spliced from 4 exons. The record is from RefSeq and is a predicted model, not a curated record. The coding region runs from base 1 to 1731 and encodes 576 amino acids. Gene Ontology annotation, biological process: transmembrane transport. Lineage: Eukaryota; Fungi; Ascomycota; Eurotiomycetes; Eurotiales; Aspergillaceae.